AUGGAGCUCGUUUUUCUUUUCUUGUGGGGCUUGCUCCGAUCCGGAGAGGCAACUGGACAUGGAAAUGGGAAGUGCUCCACCCCACACUACAUUGAGUUUGCUGAGAUUACCAUUGACAGGAUCAUGGUGGGCAGCAAGGUGCGAUACAAGUGUGAAGCUGGCUAUAGAAGGAUACCUGGGGAGAGUAACUUUAUUGUCUGUACUAAUGAUACUGGGCUUAUUCACUGGACCACAAAAGCUUCUGUAUGUGAACGGGACUCCGGGGCUACUUCACAACAGUCAGAAAGAAAACCUGAGAAUCCAGUCACCAUAGUGCCAUCUGACACUGCAGGUUAUUGUGGGAUACCCAGCCCUGUGGAACAUGCCACACCUAGGGUGACACAUUAUGCCAUGGGUCAGGAACUGCGUUACAAGUGUCUGAGCGGUUAUAAUGCUCGACCCACAACCUCUGAUAUCAGCACAUGUAAGGAAGAGCGUGGGAAAACCUUCUGGACAAGGCUAAGUCUGCUGUGCACUAAUGACAGCAGGAGUGGAGAAGAGAUGACCCAACCGAUUCCAAUAACAGAUACAUCAGAUCUGUUCCAUGUCCCAUCAGUGAUGUUUCCUGUCACAGUUGCUGUCUCUGCUGUCUUCCCAAUCAUUUUCAUCAUUUUGGGGUGGAUCAUCGUACCGAAACUAUGGAGAUGGAGGAGUUUGACAGAAGACGUAAAGAUUGAAAAGACAAAGUCCAUUCUAAUAACAGCAGCAAGAGUGGAAAUGGAGAAUGAGGAGGAAGCUCACAGACUAAAAUCCAACAUGUGA
Molecule: messenger RNA, 801 nt
Organism: Emys orbicularis (European pond turtle)
Lineage: Eukaryota; Metazoa; Chordata; Testudines; Emydidae
Gene: IL2RA
Product: interleukin 2 receptor subunit alpha
Exons: 7
Coding region: 1-801 (266 amino acids)
Biological process (GO): inflammatory response
Molecular function (GO): interleukin-2 binding; interleukin-2 receptor activity
Source: RefSeq, a predicted model, not a curated record